AUGGUCCUAAAGUGGCAGGCAUUAUUCGGAGAUCUCAAGAAGAGGCUGAAAGCUGCACUUUCACACCACCCGGGCGCCAUCACCAAUGGAAACAUGAACUCCAUGGGCCACAUGAUGGAGAUGAUGUCGUCGCGGCAAGAGCAAGGCACCCACCAUCACAUGCACUCGCACUCGCACUCGCACUCUCAUCCGCACCAGCACAUGCAAGCACCUCCCCACGCAUACCAGCACCACGGCCAUCAUCACCACAGCCAGGGGCACGGCCAGGGCGGCCACCAUCACCCGCAGGCCCACAAUGCCCAUCACAACUCCCAUAAUGCCCACCUCCAUUCCGGGCACCCCCACCAGACCUCGCCACACCCUGCAAUGCACUCCGCUUCACAGAUGUCUCCCGCCACACAGCAGAUGCAGCCCACGCAGACGCUGCAGUCUCCGCCCCCUAGCGGCGGCCGACGCAGGAGGGUAGCGGACGAGGACCCGGACGAACGUCGGCGGAAGUUUCUGGAACGGAACCGAGCGGCGGCGACGCGAUGCAGGCAGAAGAGGAAAGUGUGGGUGAUGUCGUUAGAGAAGAAAGCAGAAGAACUCACACAGACCAACAUGCAGCUUCAGAAUGAAGUGACAAUGCUAAAGAACGAGGUGACCCAGCUCAAGCAGCUCCUCCUCACACACAAGGACUGUCCAAUCACCACUAUGCAAAAAGAGUCCCAAGGUUACCUCAGUCCGGAAAGUAGUCCAGCAGGAAGUCCAUCUCCAGCUUGCACGCAACAGCAGGUCAUCCAGCACAACACCAUCACCACCUCCACCACAACUAUAGGGGGCAGCGGCGUGCACGGACACGCCAACAGCCGAACAGACAUUAACGCCAUCCAUUAGGACCCCGACAGACUGUCAAGCCCUCGUGCUGGGACCAAACCCCCCCACUUCCCCUCCUCACACAUGCUUUGUACGGCUCCCCAUGCUACACACGUCAGCCAUCAAGAAGAACCUCAAGGGCCUCCAAGGCUGUUCUUUUUACAGUGCCACGGUGUGUAUUUUUAUAGUGCCUAUAACCUGCUCAUGUUUUAUGUUGUGUUGCAUCUUUACUAUUGCUUUUGUGGCGUUAGCUUGCAGCAAUACUCCCGCGGUGUGUUUUUGUAGCGGUACAAAGUGGACCAAAGUGUUCAUGAAACGAAAGGGAAAAGACUGGAGACAGUCAUCUCUUAAAGGGACUUACUUAUUAAAGCAUUCAGCA
This is a messenger RNA of Entelurus aequoreus (snake pipefish), 1234 nucleotides long. Its product is annotated as cyclic AMP-responsive element-binding protein 5-like. Gene Ontology annotation, biological process: regulation of transcription by RNA polymerase II. The coding region runs from base 1 to 876 and encodes 291 amino acids. Lineage: Eukaryota; Metazoa; Chordata; Actinopteri; Syngnathiformes; Syngnathidae. Gene Ontology annotation, molecular function: DNA-binding transcription factor activity, RNA polymerase II-specific; cAMP response element binding. The record is from RefSeq and is a predicted model, not a curated record. The transcript has 5 exons.